Molecule: messenger RNA, 809 nt
Organism: Beta vulgaris subsp. vulgaris (sugar beet)
Lineage: Eukaryota; Viridiplantae; Streptophyta; Magnoliopsida; Caryophyllales; Amaranthaceae
Product: probable NADH dehydrogenase [ubiquinone] 1 alpha subcomplex subunit 12
Exons: 5
Coding region: 87-557 (156 amino acids)
Biological process (GO): mitochondrial respiratory chain complex I assembly; response to oxidative stress
Cellular component (GO): membrane
Source: RefSeq, a predicted model, not a curated record
CAAGGCCCAUAGCUCACAACAAAACACAUUGAAAAACAAAAACGAGGAGAGAUUGAGAGAGAAGUAGAAGAGGAGAGAGAAAAUCAAUGGCAUCGAUUGUGAGGAACACCCUCAAAGCGAUCAAGGAGAAGGGAUUAGGAAACUUCCUUCGUGAGCUCAGAGAAGAAGGUUAUCUGAGAUGUUUGCCGGACGGAAACCUCCUGCAAACCAAAAUUCACAAUAUUGGAGCAAAGGUUGUGGGUGUCGAUCAAUAUGGAAAUAAGUAUUAUGAAAAUCUGGAGCUUCAGUAUGGGAGACACAGGUGGGUAGAAUAUGCAAGUAAAAAUCGUUAUAAUGCUUCUCAGGUGCCACCAGAAUGGCAUGGUUGGCUGCAUUACAUAACUGAUCGCACCGGGGAUGAGCUUCUAGCGUUGAGCACGAGCAGGUAUGGAAUCAAGCACAAGGAAAACUUCUCUGGAGAGGGUGAUGAAUAUAUUUACCAUUCCAAAGGCCACGCUCUGAAUCCAGGGCAAAGAGACUGGACCAGGUACCAGUCAUGGCAGCCCGGCAAGAGCUAAAUUGUACGGUUGUACUUAAUUUUGCAUUGCAAGGCUUUUUACCCAAUGAAGUCACCUCCUGUGAUGAAUAAUGCCUCGCUUUAUGCAAAGUGCUCUUAUGGCUGAGCAAGUGUUUGGGAAUUUGAGCAUAAAUCAGGCAAAUCUAACAAUUGGAAUGUUGUUCUUCUUCUGUUUUUACGCGCGUUUCCUGAUAUUAUGAUGUUGCAAGAUUUUUUUGCAAAAUGUAUGUGAACUUUUUGUAUUUGUGCUCCA